Messenger RNA from Caenorhabditis remanei, 918 nucleotides. RefSeq lists its product as uncharacterized. The transcript has 2 exons. The record is from RefSeq and is a predicted model, not a curated record. Gene Ontology annotation, molecular function: structural constituent of cuticle. Lineage: Eukaryota; Metazoa; Nematoda; Chromadorea; Rhabditida; Rhabditidae. The coding region runs from base 1 to 918 and encodes 305 amino acids.
AUGUCUACAAUCGGUUACAUCGGCGCCUCGUUGUGCCUCGUCGGCGUUCUCUCUUCCCUCUUCUCAAUCAGUCAUAUCGUGUCUGAUAUCAACUCUCUUCGCAGUGAAGUCGAGGGACGUGUCGAUGAGUUCAAGGUUCUUGCCGAUGACACGUGGCAACGUCUUCUGAUUCUUCAAUCUCCAACCGGAGAGACCGAGAAUGUGAUGCCAUCGAUUUUCCGUUCCAAGAGAUUCGUCUACCCUGGAAUGUGUAAUUGUGAUAGCAACUCCCAAGGAUGCCCAGCUGGACCACCAGGACCACCAGGACUUCCAGGAAAGCGUGGAGACGAAGGACAGCCAGGAGACCUCGGACGUACCGGAGCCACCGGAAUCUCUCUUGCCGCCGUCCAUCACAUUCCAGGAGGAUGCAUCAACUGCCCAGCUGGACCAGCCGGACCACCAGGACCACAAGGACCAGUCGGAAACCAAGGAUUCGCCGGAGUCGUCGGACCAUGCGGACCAUCUGGAGACGAUGGACAACCAGGACCACAAGGAGUUCAAGGAGACAAGGGAGCUCAGGGACCAAAGGGAUUCGAUGGAGCAGAUGGACCAGACGGUAUGCCAGGAACCGCCUACUUCCCAGGAGCACAAGGACAGCCAGGAGAGCCAGGAUGGUUGGGACAACCAGGACUUCCAGGAAAGCACGGAGAGCCAGGAAAGGACGGAGAGGAGGGACCAAAGGGACCAGAGGGAACUCCAGGAGCCAACGGAAGAGAUGCCUAUCCAGGACAACCAGGAAAGGCUGGAGAGCCAGGAGCUGUUGGAAAGGACGCCAACUACUGUCCAUGCCCAGCUCGCCGCGACUCGAAGACCGAAAGUGUCCACGAGCCACCAGCAGCUUCCCAAAACGGAGGAUACAGAAAGGCCAAGAGACACUAA